Messenger RNA from Pangasianodon hypophthalmus (striped catfish), 3315 nucleotides. RefSeq names its product E74-like factor 2b (ets domain transcription factor) (gene elf2b). The record is from RefSeq and is a predicted model, not a curated record. Bases 363 to 1937 code for a protein of 524 amino acids. The transcript is spliced from 11 exons. Gene Ontology annotation, molecular function: DNA-binding transcription factor activity, RNA polymerase II-specific; sequence-specific DNA binding. NCBI's taxonomy places the organism in Eukaryota, Metazoa, Chordata, Actinopteri, Siluriformes, Pangasiidae. Gene Ontology annotation, biological process: regulation of transcription by RNA polymerase II; cell differentiation. Gene Ontology annotation, cellular component: nucleus.
CGCAUGCGCAGUACAGCAUCGCGUAUUUUCCGACAGGUUAGAUUUUAGCUAUAUAGCUAAUAAGAUGCUAAUAUAAUAAAACAGCAAAGCUUUAAAAACGCGCCUUAAUUCUAAUAAACAUUUAUAAAUAUUACAUCUGACUGUGUAUUCACUGCGCUGUACUGAAGUGCGUGGAAUGGUGCGCUGUGAUUGGCUGAGCGGCUGUAUCGCAUUCUGCAGAGAAGGGAGACUGGCGUUAGUCGCGGCUGAGCGAGUGACAGGCGUUUGCUGAGGGGCAGCACAGGACUUAUAGCAGCGCUUGCAGACUGGUGAAUUAACGUCGGCUGGUUCACCUUUUUCAUCACUUUUGUAGGGAAUGAGGGAUGACGUCUGUGGUGUUGGUAGACAGCGGAGGAGCCGUGUUGGAGUACGUCACUGCAGUGGAGGAUCUACAUCAGGAAGACGGUGUGUGUGAGGUGGAGGGAGUGUGUGAGGUGGAGGGAGUGUGUGAAGGUGUGUGUGAGGUGGAGGGAGUGUGUGAGGAUGUGUGUGAGGUAGAGGGAGUGUGUGAUCAGGAAGAAGAGGAGGAGUGCUCACCUGCACAGGUGUUUGUGUACGAUGAGAACACGGAGCUUAUGCAGGGCGUCGCUGAGGAACAGGAAGUGGAGACGGAAGUAGUGGAAACAGUGGAGGCAUCAGUACAUGGAGGCUCCAGUGUUCACUGCUCUGAUAAAACAAUUGAAGCAGCAGAAGCUCUUUUACACAUGGACUCACCUUCCAGCUUACGGGGAGACCGCAGUCCAGAGGUGUUUGUUCCUCCAUGUGUGUCCACUCCGGAGUUCCUUCACGCCGCCAUGCGUCCUGAUGUUGUCACGGAAACAGUGGUAGAGGUCAGCACAGAGGAGGCGGAGCCUAUGGAGGUGGUGACCUUAAUCAAGGAACCAAGAGUGAUAGAGAGAGAUGGCAGGAAGAAGAAAACUGGGAGGAAACCCAAUAAGCCCCACCCCAUCCCCAAUGGCUCUCCAGAUUUAGGCAUCAAGAAGAAGUCAAGAGAGGGCAAAGGCAGUACAUACCUGUGGGAAUUCCUGUUGGACCUGCUGCAGGAUAAGAACACCUGUCCCAGGUACAUUAAGUGGACUCAGAGGGAGAAAGGCAUCUUCAAGCUGGUGGACUCUAAAGCCGUGUCCAAGCUGUGGGGAAAACACAAGAACAAACCUGACAUGAACUACGAGACCAUGGGACGCGCCCUCAGGUACUACUAUCAAAGGGGGAUCCUGUCAAAGGUCGAAGGUCAGAGGUUAGUGUACCAGUUUAAGGAAAUGCCUAAAGACAUUGUUGUCAUUGAUGACGAUAAGUGUGACGCAGAUGAUCUGGGCGGGACUUAUGAGCAUGUCAUGGCCACUGACCUCUCCAAAACGUCAGGCAUUCUGAGAGGGGCGGGGUCAUUUAUAGGCCCCGCCUCUCCCAAAGCCAAGCCCUCACCCACUGCCACGCCCAUCCAACGCGUAGUGACCGUCUCCACGCCAACGGAGCCGCCACACGCCACGAUUAUUCCCAACGCCAGCGCACCCAGGACCGUCCGAGUUGCUAUGCAAGUGCCUGUUGUCAUGACGACGCCCCUGGGUCAGAAGAUCUCACCGGUUGCCAUCCCAACGGCGACCCCACCCCCCUCCAGCGUUACCACAGCGACCGGAGCCUCCACCCCGAAGGUUCUGAUCCAGACGGUUCCGGCAGGGGAGAACAGCGAUAAGAUCACGCUACAGCUCGCCAAGAUCAUCACCAUCACACCCAUUACUCUGGCCCUGCCCCCUGGCACAGGCCCCGCCCACUCACAUCCACAGAGCUCCGCCCCCACCGCGCAGCUUCCUGUGCACAUACACGUUCAGUCUGACAGUCACACGACACACACGGAAGUGGAGGCUCACACACAGGAAGUCACAGCUCACACACACAGCUAAAGGGGGAGACAGUCUCUCUCAUACACACACACACACACACACACACACCAGCCAAACAGGAAGUGGAAAUGCACAGACGGGAAGUAGGAAUAGCACAAAGACAUGGAGCUAAAAAAAGAGACUGUCAUGGAACACACACACACACACACAGGGGGGAGACAGUCUCUCUCAUACACACACACACACACACACACACACCAGCCAAACAGGAAGUGGAAAUGCACAGACGGGAAGUAGGAAUAGCACAAAGACAUGGAGCUAAAAAAAGAGACUGUCAUGGAACACACACACACACACACAGGCCUGCACACACACACACACACACACACACACAGCAGACCUGUAAAUUCAGUGAGACUGUUCAAGGGACCAGCGUGAGACCGCAGCUCCCUGUGAAGGGCACUACAGACAGGAAGAACACUACACAGGACAUGGGAGGACUGAUACUGACUGUACACACAGAGGAGCGUGUGUGCGUGUGUGUGUGUGUGUGUGUGUGUGUGUGUGUGUGUGUGUACUCAACUUUUAUACCUGUACAGAGAGUUAUUACUUUUUUCUUUUUUGCAUUUGUGAUGCAAAACCAGCAUUUAAGUUUUAAGGACUGUCACUGUGAUGAUGUCACAGGAUGGAGGGAAUGGACUGAUGGGCGAAAAGGGAGUGAGGAAGAAGAAGGGAAUGAGGGAGAGGGAGAGAGAGAAAGGAAAGAAGAGGAAGUGAGUAAAAGGGAAUGUGUGUGUGUGUGUGUGUGUGUGUGUGUGUGUGUGUGUGGGAGAGUUUGAGCCCUGCCCACACAUUUCAUUAUUAUUAUUAUUAUUGUAAUUAUUAUUAUUUCAGUGGAGUGUUAAUAAGCUGUGUGUGUGUGUGUGUGUAUGUAUGUGUGUGUGUGUGUGUGUGUGGUACCAAGCGCAGUAUUAGACAGCUAAUCACACAUGAUACUGUUUUAAAGGUCAAAGUUCAACAAGCCGUUCACCAUCCUCCUUUCCUUUUCUUUCCUCCUCUACUGUGUGCGUGUGUGCGUGCGUGUGUGCGUGUGUGUGUGCGUGUGUGCGUGUGUGUGCGUGUUUGCGUGUGUGUGCGCGUGUGUGUGUGCGUGUGUGCGUGUGUGUGCGUGUUUGCGUGUGUGUGCGCGUGUGUGUGUGUGCGCGCGUGUGUGCGUGCGUGUGUGCGUGCGUGUGUGCGUGCGUGUGUGUGCGUGUUUGCGUGUGUGUGCGCGUGUGUGUGUGCGCGUGUGUGUGCGUGGAGUCAGAAGGACAGCAGUAUCCUGACGAUGAUGAUGAUGAUGAUGGUGUUUGUAUAUUGAACAUUAGAAUUGUACACUCUAUUUUGUUGUACUCUGUAUUCCAGUAGAUUUUACUGAAUUAUAAACGACUGAACUGAA